UGCAACUAAAAGGGCACUCUCUCGAAGAAGGUAUAGAAUAAUUCAUUUCCUCAUCACGAUCAUUUAUUGUGAACAGUCGUCUGGAUCUCGCUGUUAAUUCAAUCGCUAGAAGGAGGGAUUGAGGCCACAACAAUGUCUCAGAAGCAAUUGGAGAAUGGGGUCGACGGCGAUGAUGAAAGAGAAGAAGGGGAGGAUUCUGAAGACGAAGAAGAGGAGGAGGAGGAGGAAGUAGAGGUGGGUGAAGAGGAAGAAGAUGAGCCGAGGCUCAAGUACCAGAGGAUGAGAGGCAGCGUGCCGUCACUUCUUUCUGCCGACUCAGCCUCCUGCGUUGCUGUUGCGGAGCGGAUGAUCGCCCUCGGCACUCAUGGCGGCAACUUGUAUAUUCUCGAUUUCCUCGGCAAUCAAGUUAAGGAAUUUCGUGAUCAUACUGCUUCUGUCAACGAUCUAUCUUUCGAUAGUGAUGGCGAAUACAUUGCGAGCUGUUCUGAUGAUGGUUCUGUUGUAAUAAACAGUCUCUUCACUGAUGAGAAACUAAAAUUUGAAUAUCAUCGCCCAAUGAAGGCAAUUGCACUUGACCCGUACUAUGCAAGAAAAUCCAGAAGAUUCGUCACUGGUGGUUUAGCUGGUCAGUUAUUCUUUAAUUCGAAGAAAUGGAUAGGCUACCGCGACCAGGUUUUACACUCUGGUGAAGGCCCGAUUCAUGCAGUGAAGUGGAGAGCAAGCCUUAUUGCAUGGGCUAAUGAUGCAGGUGUCAAAAUCUACGAUGCUUCUAAUGAUCAGCGUAUUACAUUUAUUGAGAGACCACGAGGAAGCCCACAUCCGGAAGUUUUGCUUCCUCAUUUGGUUUGGCAGGAUGAUACUCGUUUGGUUAUUGGCUGGGGAACAUCUGUUAAGAUUGCAUCAAUAAAAACAUAUCAGAAUGCUGGGACAAAUGGAACACAUAGGCAUAUUCCUAUGUCUAGUAUAAACCAAGUGGAUAUUGUAGCAUCUUUCCAAACUAACUAUUUCAUAUCUGGUAUUGCUCCUUUUGGUGAUUCAUUGGUUGUUCUGGCUUAUAUUCCGGGAGACGAAGCUGGUGAAAAGGAAUUUAGCAGCAGUACUCCAUCACGCCAGGGAAAUGCUCACAGACCAGAAGUGCACGUAGUCACCUGGAAUAAUGAUGAGCUUGCAACCGAUGCACUGCCUGUAAAUGGCUUUGAGCAUUACAAGGCAAAGGACUAUUCACUCGCACAUGCUCCGUUCUCAGGUAGCAGCUAUGCCGGUGGUCAAUGGGCUGCUGGUGAUGAACCAUUAUACUAUGUUGUAUCUCCAAAGGAUGUAGUUAUUGCAAAGCCUCGGGAUACAGAAGAUCACAUUUCUUGGCUUCUUCAACAUGGAUGGCAUGAAAAAGCUUUGGCUGCAGUUGAAGCUGGACAAGGACGGAGUGAGCUAAUUGAAGAGGUGGGAUCUAGAUAUCUUGAUCAUCUGAUCGUUGAAAGAAAAUACGCUGAAGCUGCAUCUCUGUGUCCAAAAUUGUUGAGGGGAUCUGCUUCAGCAUGGGAGAGAUGGGUUUUCCAUUUUGCUCAUCUUCGUCAACUGCCUGUAUUGGUUCCCUAUAUACCAUCUGAAAACCCAAGAUUGCGUGAUACUGCUUAUGAGGUUGCGCUAGUUGCUCUAGCUACAAACCCAUCUUUCCACCAAACUCUUCUAUCAACUAUCAAAUCUUGGCCACCAGCAAUUUAUUCUGCUUUGCCAGUUAUCUCAGCCAUCGAACCUCAGCUAAAUGCUUCAUCUGCUACUGAUGCUCUCAAAGAGGCACUAGCAGAGCUGUAUGUCAUUGAGGGGCAAUACGAGAAAGCAUUCGCAUUAUAUGCUGAUCUUAUGAAGCCUGAUGUAUUUGAUUUUAUUGAAAAGCAUAACCUACAUGAUGCAAUUCGUGGAAAGGUUGCCCAGCUGAUGUUGGUAGACUGCAAAAGAGCAGUUAGUUUGUUAAUCCAGUACAGAGACUUAAUAACUCCAUCAGAAGUAGUUUCACAACUCUUGGCUAUGGGGAACAAAUCUGACUCCAGAUACUUUUUGCAUACAUAUCUUCAUUCACUAUUUGAAGCUAACCCACAUGCUGGAAGGGAUUUCCAUGAUAUGCAGGUGGAACUCUAUGCAGAAUAUGAUCAAAAGAUGUUGGUUCCAUUCCUCCGCAGCAGUCAGCACUAUACACUUGAGAAGGCAUAUGAGAUUUGUCUUCAAAAGGGUUUACUAAGAGAGCAGGUUUUCAUCCUUGGAAGAAUGGGCAACUCAAAAAAAGCCCUUGCAGUAAUUAUAAAUAACUUGGGGGAUAUUGCUGAGGCUAUUGAAUUUGUUAGUAUGCAGCAAGAUGAUGAACUUUGGGAAGAGUUGAUAAAACAAUGUCUUAAUAAGCCUGAAAUGGUGGGUGUAUUGCUAGAGCACACUGUGGGCAAUUUGGAUCCAUUGUAUAUAGUGAAUAUUGUGCCCAAUGGUCUAGAAAUUCCACGGCUGAGAGAUAGACUGGUCAAAAUCAUAACGGACUAUAGGACAGAAACAUCUCUGCGACAUGGCUGCAAUGAUAUUCUUAAGGCUGAUAGUGUCAAUCUUCUGAUAAAAUAUUACAAAGAAGCAAGGCGAGCAGUUUACUUGAGUAACGAAGAUGAUGGAGCACAUGCUAAACGGGAUGGUAUCGCUUCUGCCUCUCAGUCAACCGAGAAAAUACCAAACAUGGAAAUCAAGUCAAAAACGAGGGGAGGUGCUCGUUGUUGCGUGUGCUUUGACGCCUUUUCCAUCCAGAAUGUAUCUGUGGUAGUAUUCUUUUGCUGUCACGGAUACCACACUAGUUGCCUUACUGAUUCGAUGUACACAGUCUCGAAAGAGACAGAAGCGGCAAAGAAACCCGAAAACACAUCAUCCUACUAUGAGUACGAUAAUGGGGAUAUGAACGAGGAAGUAGAAGAAGAAGGAGAAGAAGGAGAUACAAUGUUAGAUGGUCCUCGACUGCGUUGUAUUUUGUGUACGACAGCUGCCAAAGGAGCUUGAGGCGUGAGUGUGAAUGAUGUUGGUUUGAGUACACACCUGUAUAGGCUGGUUUAUUCAUUAUUAUAUAUAUUUUUUGUGUCUAUUUGUUGUGGUAUUGGCAUGUCAGUGUGCCCUUUUUGUCUAUUUGGUGGAAGUAUUUCUUACUCAAUAGGUUUUUAAAAGUGUCACAUUGAAUCGGAGUAGAUAAUGUUGUAUUGAGGAUGAGUGAAGUGAAAACAAGACUGUGUUUUGUGAUGUUUUAUGAUGAUUUGCAGACUAAAAUGACUGUUUAAAAUUCUUUUUUUAAUAUAAACUUUACAGUGGGCAUUCUAUCA
Molecule: messenger RNA, 3338 nt
Organism: Impatiens glandulifera
Lineage: Eukaryota; Viridiplantae; Streptophyta; Magnoliopsida; Ericales; Balsaminaceae
Product: vacuolar protein sorting-associated protein 41 homolog
Exons: 19
Coding region: 133-3024 (963 amino acids)
Biological process (GO): protein targeting to vacuole; cellular response to starvation; vesicle-mediated transport
Cellular component (GO): HOPS complex; late endosome
Molecular function (GO): protein binding
Source: RefSeq, a predicted model, not a curated record